Messenger RNA from Peromyscus eremicus (cactus mouse), 2102 nucleotides. RefSeq names its product methyltransferase 6, tRNA N3-cytidine (gene Mettl6). The transcript is spliced from 7 exons. Bases 432 to 1364 code for a protein of 310 amino acids. NCBI's taxonomy places the organism in Eukaryota, Metazoa, Chordata, Mammalia, Rodentia, Cricetidae. The record is from RefSeq and is a predicted model, not a curated record.
CGUCUACCCGCUUUCAGUUCGGGCUGUUGUCGUUCUGAAGUCCCAUUUUCCGCGGGCACUGACCGUUGAUGAGAAUUUUCUUCUCACAUUUUCUCUGUCAAUUCCUGGAAGCGUCCCUUCGUCCUAACUAAAUCUAUGUCUCGUGACACUUGGCUCAUCUGGUUUGAAUUGGAGUCCGCUACAUGAGAGUUCUGGUCUCUGAAUGUAGUAAGCUUUGUGCAGUAGACUGUCUUGGUCUUUGUGACCUCUCCCACCCCCCGGCAGGGUGUUGGGUAGAGUCAGCAUCUGCAUCGUUCACUGCGGAAGCUUGAAAAUCACCUGGGGAAAAUGCACCAGAGAAAAUCCAGUGUCUGCAGGGUCAGCACGGAUUGUUCAGCUGGUCAAAGACCGGAGAAUCUUGAGCAGCGUUGAAUGUGUUACCAGCAACUGCAAUGGCUUCUUUGCAAAGGAAAGGACUACAAGCAAGGGUGCUUAGCUCUGAAGAGGAGGAGAAACUGCAGAGAGACCAAGCUUUGGUGUCUGACUUUAAACAGCAAAAACUGGAAAAAGAGGCUCAGAAGAACUGGGACCUCUUCUACAAAAGAAACAGUACCAAUUUUUUCAAGGACAGACACUGGACCACCAGAGAGUUUGAGGAGCUAAGAUCAUGUAGGGAGUAUGAAGGUCAAAAAUUGACUUUGUUGGAAGCUGGAUGUGGGGUUGGGAACUGUUUAUUCCCACUUUUAGAAGAAGAUUUGAAUAUCUUUGCCUAUGCCUGUGAUUUUUCUCCAAGGGCAGUUGACUACGUUAAGCAAAAUCCUUUAUAUAACACAGAGAGAUGCAAAGUAUUCCAGUGUGACCUCACUAGAGAUGACCUCCUUGACCAUAUCCCACCAGAGUCUGUGGAUGCCGUCACAUUGAUCUUUGUGCUCUCAGCUGUUCACCCUGAGAAGAUGCACCUUGUCCUACUAAAUGUGUACAAGGUAUUAAAACCAGGCAGAAGUGUCUUGUUCCGUGACUAUGGGCUGCAUGACCAUGCCAUGCUUAGGUUUAAAGCUGGAAGCAAACUUGGAGAAAAUUUUUAUGUCAGACAAGAUGGAACCAGAUCCUAUUUUUUUACGGAUGCUCUGGGUCUUGAGGGGUUUGCUCGUUUUGGAAUGCUAAGGCUUGAACCCAGAGCUUCAAGCAUGCUAGAAUUCCUGGCGCAGCUCUUUGUGGACGCAGGUUAUGAAGAAGUGGCGAAUGAAUAUGUGUUUCGAGAAACAGUGAAUAAAAAGGAAGGCCUGUGUGUGCCACGAGUUUUUCUUCAGAGCAAGUUCCGGAAGCCUCCACGGGACCCAGACCCCACCCCUGACUCUGCUUCACUUGGAAGAGAAGCCUUUUAAACUAACAUAGAUUUUUGUAUUCUGAAUUUUUAAAAUUACAUGUGUAAUUUUUGUAUUAAAAACAAGUGGGGACUAGGGAGAUGGCUUAGCAGUUAAAGUGUUAGCUGUGCAAGCCUGAUCACCCAAAUGCGACCCCAGGAAUCUGUCUAGGAAAACAAAGAUGGGGGCUGGAGAGAUGGCUCAGUGGUCAAGAGCAUUGGCUGCUCUUGCAGAUCACCUGGGUUCGAGUCCCAGCACCCACAUGGCAGCUUACAGCCAUCUGUAACUCCAGUCCCAGGGGAUCGAUGGGAAUGGAAUGCCCUGUUCUGGCCUCUUCAGGUGGUACACAAGCAAAACACCCAAAUUUAAAAAAAAAAAAUCCAGGUUUGGCAGUUUGAAUCCAUAAUCCCAGCACUCCUACCUCAAGAGAAGCAGAGUAAGAAUCAUCUGGAAGCUCCAGGACCAGCCAGCCAGGAGUGUGGCAGAGAAGAGACAAGAGACCUGGCCUCAGAAAGGUGGAGGGUGAGAACCGACUCCUGGGACUCUGCCCUCCACAUGUGCACAAAUGGAUAAAUGAACAGAGAGUGUAUGUGUGUGCACAUAGAAAAACGAAAGUGUAAGUCGGUCCUGAAAGUCAAGUUCUGUGGUUUACCUGUGUUGUACAAUUCUCUUUCCACAAAGGAAAGCCAGGAGCCAAGCGUGCAGAUACACAAAACCGGUGUGCAAAUCAAGCAUUUGAUAAUAAAUACAUUAAAGACA